AUGGGGAAGCCUUUCCAAAGAAUCCAUGCCUCUAUAGCAGGUAAGUUCGAAGACGGCGUCGGCGAGAAGAUCCCACAGUGGAUUCGGGCAAAUGGAGGGCAGUUCUCGAGAGACGUGAAUUCUCGAGUUACCCAUCUCAUUGCCACAAAGGAGGCUUUCAAGAACAAUGCAGUCUCAGUGGCAACUGCGAAGAAAAUCAACACCGUCAAGAUCGUCUCAUACGAUUGGCUUGAAGACUCGCUAUUGUCAGCCACCCGCCGGCCAAAGCCCGAAGGGCCAUAUCUUUUGAAGAAUUUGAUGAAACCCGAGAAAAAGGAAGCCCAGAAGAAGAGGGCCAUACCACAGUCCUCAAAGGGGCUCAAGGAGAUCAAAGCAAAAGCUCCAAAACGUCGGAUAGCUGAUCCUUUUAUCGGCCCAAAGGGCAAAAGCAAGCCGGUGCGUCAGGUGUACCAGGACAGAAAGACCAACAUCAUUUACAGCACUACCUUAUUCCGCCCAUCAAAACCUCCAGUCACUAGCAGGGAGAAAUAUCAAUUAACCGUUUUUGAGUCCACCGCCGACCCACGCACCUACUCGACCUACGCCAAAUUCAGCCGAGUUGGUACAUCCAAUGUCGAACUUCUGGCCGGCCCAAGGUGCAAGCUCGAGCUUGCCGUGGACAAAUUCAAGCAAUUCUUUCAGGAACAGACUGGCAAGGGAUGGGACGAAAGGGCAAACGGAAAGAUGCCACCGCCAAAAAGUGACCAAGAUGGCAAAAUAUUGCCAGUUCACGAGGGCUGGUUCUAUCUUGAGGAAAAGACGACCAUUAUUGGUGCAUUCCUCAGGGAACACCAGAGAGCAAGUCCUCAAAGAUCGACUGCCGACACCCCAUACGACGGUACCCAAGGGGAUCAUAUCGUGGACAAGAUGACAAACCGUCAAAUCGAAGAUGGGGGCCAAGAUAGAUCCGAAGCUGAUGAGGACGACAAAAUGAACAGCUAG
This is a messenger RNA of Penicillium coprophilum, 981 nucleotides long. RefSeq names its product BRCT domain protein. NCBI's taxonomy places the organism in Eukaryota, Fungi, Ascomycota, Eurotiomycetes, Eurotiales, Aspergillaceae. The coding region runs from base 1 to 981 and encodes 326 amino acids. The record is from RefSeq and is a predicted model, not a curated record. The transcript is spliced from 5 exons.